Myotis brandtii (Brandt's bat) is the source of this 2457-nucleotide messenger RNA. It is a transcript of the gene GLRA3, whose product is annotated as glycine receptor, alpha 3. Gene Ontology annotation, cellular component: postsynaptic membrane; neuron projection; plasma membrane. Gene Ontology annotation, molecular function: transmembrane signaling receptor activity; extracellularly glycine-gated chloride channel activity; glycine binding. The record is from RefSeq and is a predicted model, not a curated record. Gene Ontology annotation, biological process: regulation of membrane potential; nervous system process; chloride transmembrane transport. NCBI's taxonomy places the organism in Eukaryota, Metazoa, Chordata, Mammalia, Chiroptera, Vespertilionidae. Bases 475 to 1863 code for a protein of 462 amino acids. The transcript is spliced from 10 exons.
CCCAAAGGUGGAGAGUGGGAUUAGGACCGGCGGCGCUUGGAGCAGGUGAAGAAGCAUUUUCAUUCCGGCUGUGGCUGCUGUUCUUUCUUCAAACGUGGGUCUGAGUCAGGAAAGGAUAAGCGUUCUUUCUUUUGCCGCUAGAGCUCCAGUGAACUGUUGCCCAGAACCUAGGCACUUCAUACAUUUCAUCUCACCCAUUAUUCCGCGUUCACUGUGUAAAUCACCUGCACAUUUGUAACCCCCUGAAUGCCCCUCUGCUCAGUGCUCAGAGAAGGGUAGAAAGCGAAUUUCAAAGGUUUGAAAGGCAGACAGGGCCUCCGCCGACCGCGGGGAGCUGUCUAUGGUGCUGAAGCUUUCCAAGCGUUUGUCUCCACCACUACACGGAGUUAGAUCGCAUAUUUUCAUUCCAGGCUUUCUCGUUCCCCCAUGCCUUGGAUAAGACUAAUUUCAGGAUCGUGAAUAUCUCUCCGUAUCAUGGCCCACGUGAGACACUUUCGGACAUUAGUUUCGGGAUUUUAUUUCUGGGAAGCAGCACUGUUACUCAGUUUGGUUGCAACAAAGGAAACAGAUAGUGCAAGAUCUAGAAGUGCUCCAAUGUCACCUUCUGACUUUCUGGAUAAAUUAAUGGGGAGGACAUCAGGGUAUGAUGCAAGAAUCAGACCCAAUUUUAAAGGUCCUCCAGUUAAUGUCACAUGCAACAUAUUCAUAAACAGCUUUGGCUCUAUUGCUGAGACAACCAUGGAUUACAGAGUGAAUAUCUUUCUUCGUCAGAAAUGGAACGAUCCUCGCCUUGCAUAUAGUGAAUAUCCUGAUGACUCUUUAGACCUAGAUCCUUCCAUGUUGGACUCCAUUUGGAAACCUGACCUGUUCUUUGCCAAUGAAAAGGGUGCCAACUUUCACGAAGUUACUACAGACAACAAACUGUUAAGAAUUUUCAAGAAUGGAAAUGUUCUUUAUUCAAUAAGAUUGACAUUAACACUUUCCUGUCCAAUGGAUCUCAAGAAUUUUCCGAUGGAUGUGCAAACGUGCAUAAUGCAACUGGAGAGUUUUGGAUACACAAUGAAUGAUCUCAUUUUUGAAUGGCAAGAUGAGGCACCUGUACAAGUGGCAGAAGGACUCACUCUGCCCCAAUUUCUGUUGAAAGAAGAGAAAGAUUUACGAUACUGCACUAAACAUUACAACACAGGAAAGUUUACAUGUAUAGAAGUGCGAUUCCAUCUUGAACGACAAAUGGGAUACUAUCUGAUCCAGAUGUAUAUUCCCAGUCUCCUGAUAGUUAUUCUGUCGUGGGUUUCAUUCUGGAUCAAUAUGGAUGCUGCUCCAGCCAGGGUAGCUUUGGGAAUAACUACUGUGCUGACUAUGACCACACAGAGUUCAGGAUCCCGAGCUUCCUUACCAAAGGUAUCAUAUGUCAAAGCUAUUGACAUUUGGAUGGCAGUAUGCCUCCUUUUUGUGUUUGCAGCACUUCUGGAAUAUGCAGCUGUAAAUUUUGUAUCAAGACAACACAAAGAACUUCUGAGAUUUCGACGAAAAAGAAAGAAUAAGACAGAAGCUUUUGCAUUGGAGAAGUUUUACCGUUUCUCAGACACGGAUGAUGAGGUAAGGGAAAGUCGAUUCAGCUUCACUGCCUAUGGCAUGGGACCGUGUCUGCAAGCAAAAGAGAGUGUGACCCCCAAGGGCCCAAACCGUCCUGUCCAGGUAAUGCCAGAAAGCCCUGAUGAAAUGAGGAAGAUCUUCAUCGACCGGGCCAAGAAGAUUGACACCAUCUCCCGAGCCUGCUUCCCAUUAGCCUUUUUGAUUUUUAAUAUUUUCUACUGGGUUAUCUAUAAAAUCCUUAGGCAUGAGGAUAUACAUCAGCAAUGAGAUUAAGUCUCCGGGGUCAUGCAAGUGCAAACAGUCAAUUCGAAAGAAAGUGUCUUCGCCAUAAGGGUGUGUGUGUGUGUGUGUGUGUGUGUGUGUGUGUGUGUGUGUGUUGUACAAAUGAUGACCAUUGUAUUAAAAUGCAUAGAGGAAGGGAUUAUUAUGAUUUGCUAUGCAAAGUCAUUGAGGCAAGUUAAGAUUCUUUUAAUGGAUACUAAAUAUAUAUUUAUGUAUUAUAGACAUUCUAUUUCAUAUUGAUUUAUCUGCUCUUUCAUAGUAAAUCACGUAAGUGGAAGUAUCACUGCCAAUGUGUUUGUAUGUUAUAUAAUGUCACAUAAUAGCACAUGUGAAAACUACUUUGGAUUUCUUGAUUUUUAAUUUCAUAAUAAUCUUACAAAGUAAAAUUUUCACAGUGAACUUUAUACAAAGAGAAAAGGGAAAUGUUGAAGAUAAAUUAGUAGCUUGAGGCUUUAAAAUAUUUUCUUAUACUGUAGUUACAGAUAGAAAAAUAAUAAGUUAAUUCAAUGGAAAACUUGUUUGAUAGUAAUAGAAAAUUGUACAUACAAAUACUAUCAGACCAACUUAUGUAAUAACAAA